AUGAACCAUGCGCCUAUGAAGAAAAAACCUGUCAAGAAGAAACCUGCCAAGAAGAUUGUGAAGAAACCUGCCACUUCCCUGGCAGUCCCACAUACACAGGGGCGAAGCGAAUUUGCUCCAAGUGCCUACAGUGCUUCAAGGGAGAAACCCUUGGGUGGUGUGGUCGCAACGGAUUGCCGUGGAGCACAUGCUGGAAUUCCAGGCUCUGUGAAUUUGCAACCAUUGUGGCUUGAUGCCAUGAAGGAGACUUAUGGGGAGCACGUUUCCAGAUGGUCAGAUUAUGUGAGCGACAAGUCGAACUGUUGGCACUUGAUUAAGACACUGCACGACAAGUAUGAUGCAAAUAACGAAGAGGAGGACGAGAAGACCAACAUUAUUGCUUUCUUGCCCACCAUGAAGUUGCCCGUUGAAGUGCAACCACCGGACAAAAUGCUCUGUGAGCACCCCUUCGACGCCUACAUUUUGGCUCGUGGGGCAGAUGCUCGUAAGACAGUGCAGUUCUUCGUGGCCGGUGUUUGCGCUGAGUGCGGCGGGAACACGGAUGGGGAGAGUAGGUUCAAGAUUGGAGAGGCCGGGCUUAUCACCAUCUUCACGGAGUAUCAGGAUGACUUGAGGGAGGCGGUGGAGGACUUGCAGAAACGCGAGUUCAACUACACCGAGGCUACAAAACUGACUUUGAAAGGACAUGGUAACACAGAGAAGGCUGCCAAAUACGAUGUCAUCACCAAAAGCACUAUCAGUGAUGAAGUGCAGAAGGUGGCAAACUUGGCUGAUGUGAAGGUUUCUUUUAGACAUGCGCCCGAUUGGCUUGAUGAUGCCAACACACCCAAGUACAUGAAAGUGAGCGUGGCAGGAGUAGUGCAUUUCUUCAAUCUUAGAGUGCGGGCAUGUCGGCUUCUCAAACACAAGCAUUUAGGCUCUCUACCAAAUCGUAGAGAACAGGACCACAUGAGCGACUCACAAGAGUUGAGCGAUACAGAGGUGGAACAUUUGGCGGCAGAGCCCUUAGCGUGGAAAGUGUCUCGUGAGCCACCUGCCAAGUUGCCAAAGGCGGAUUUGUACCGCGCACCAGAUGCACAAGAGGUGCUGGAGAUUGCGCACACCCGAAAUCUCUACAAGUCCAACCUUUUCCGACUGCAGUUGGAGGAGCUGGUGAAGGAACUGGUUCCAAAGAAAGUGCCAGCUGUCGAGGCGGCACUCCACAGCCUGAAGCCGUUGCUACUGGGAAAGGUGAAAGCACGCGAGAUCCCAGCAGACAUGGCUGCUGAGUUUCCGCAACUGUUCUUCCAACAGCGCAGUGUGACUGAGCAACCGAUGAAAUUUCUGCCUCCAAAAAGGCUGGAUAUCGUUGGUAGCUUUUUGCUGGGAACCUACAGCAAAACAGAUUUCUCGGUGGAUGUGGCAGUGGAGAUGCCUUCAGAGAUCUUCAGAUCAAAGGACUAUCUGAACUUCCGGUACCACGACAAGCGCACAGCAUACGUUGGAGAGCUCCAUCGACAGCUGUCGCACAUACUGGAAGGUAGCGACGCCUUAUCCCAUCUUCGCGUGGAUUUUGAGGCCUUUCAGGGAGAUCCUUACAGGCCAUGUUUGGUGCUGAGACCUGAGGUAGCCAGGUGGGCGAUCCGUUUGUUGCCCACCUAUCCGGCAGAUGUAUGGCCGAGCCGCAUGCUUGCGGCAGACCGGAAUGCAGUAAGACCAGCUGAGGGAGGAGGUGACCAUUUGCCGACGCCAAUAUACAACAACACCGUGCUGGAAGAUGCACGGAUGAGAGAGCAUCUAGAGAUGUUGCAUGCCGCUGUUGAGCGCUUCUCCUUUUUGAGGGAUGCGAUUCGCCUGCUGAAGAGGUGGGCGUCAUCCUGUGGAUUCAUUUCUGUUUCAGCAGAUCGCGUGAUCUCCACACCGCUGAAUGGCUUCAUGCUUUCGAUGCUCGCUGCACAUGCAGCUAUUACUGGUGGUGUGGCGCCUGCGCAGACGACAUCGUUUCAACUUUUUAAGUUAGCAUUAAGCGUGCUCUCAACUACGCAGUGGGAGAGCCAGAAGGUCACCUUCGGAGUUUCUGGCUCCGCAGCACUUUCCAGCUCUGAGCGGGUUGGAAGUGCGCAUUUCUAUGACAGCGCAGGCGUAGUGAACUUCUUCGGACGUCUAGGGCCAGCCAUCGAGGAGCUUCGAUGGGAGGCGCAGCGAGCGCUUUCUGCCCUGGAUCAGAAGGCUGAACCCUUCGAGGCAGUCUUUGGCAGAGAUGUUUCCCCUGAAGUGGCAUGGGAUUUGGUUCUGCGAACUGUGGAGCUGCCCGCGAAUGCCAUGUGUCCCGAUGUCAGGAGUGCCUCAAGCGUGGCAAGCAGUUCAGGUCCAGUGGAUGCACCAGAGGCAAUGGCCUUGGCACAACAACUGCGUUCCACUAUGUUGGCCGGCCUUGGAGAUCGCUGUGUGCGAUGCUCAUUGCGACUGUUGUCGCGGCGGCAGCAGUGGAGCACCGAUGAGAAGCCUGUGGGACCUGCAGUGAUGCUGGGCAUGAUUCUUGCGCCUGAACAUCUCGAACGAGUCAUUGAUCGCGGUCCUAGCGCCCAGCAGGAGGAGGCUUCAAAGCAUUUCCGGGAGCUUUGGGGCCCUGACAAAGCUGAACUGAGACGCUUCAAGGACGGAAGCAUCCUCGAGUGCGUGGUUUGGAAGAAGCCAGAGAGGAGGACUGUGGAGUCACGCAAAGAGCCGGCAGUAGUGACACAAAUUGUGCACCAUUUGCUGUCUCGACACAUUCGAGUUCAAACAGAGGUUAUUUCUGGGCCAAUUGGCUUCGUUGAAAAUCUGGGGGAACAGGAGCGACGGCUCUGGAUCACCUUUGACACCUUUCGCACGCACCUUUGCCAGCUGAGUUCCUUACCAUUGGCCAUCAAGGACAUCCAUCCUGCUGAAUCUGCUUUCAGCUACAUGGCAACAGACACGACGUAUGCGCCAAGCUCAGCCAGCCACGCUGGUGGACCACGUCCUCUUCAUGAGACUGUCUUGGAGUUUGAGUCCUCCGGGCGCUGGCCAGAUGAGACGGCUGCAGCGCGGAAAGUUGCAGCAGCGCUUCUGUUGCAGAUUCGCGAUGAGAUUGCUUCUGACUUGGGCAUCGAGUCAGAUGCAACUGAAGAUUUUCUGGAUGUGCGAUAUCCCGAUGUUGUUUUCCGACUUCGGAUCUUCCAUCCUCAUGAGAUGUCAGAGGUGGCGCAGAAGGUCACGAAUCCCCAGGCACCCGCCCUAAAUGCAGCGGUGCCAGAUGAGGCACUUGCAAGGCUGCGCAGCCUGUGGUGGCGGCCGAGGAUCUAUGGAGCAUUGCAUGCUCUUGCGCUACAGCAUCCGGCGCUGGCUGGAGCGACACGACUCUUCAAGCGAUGGAUGUCCUCACAGAUGCUCUCCGGAUACGAGGAGUUUGCGGAGCAUUUGGUGGCGUUUGUCUUCCUGCAUCCUGAACCUUACGAUGUACCUAGCAGUGCACACAUUGGAUUUUGCCGCACGCUUUUGCUGCUGCAGUCCUUUGAUUGGCAUCGGGAAGCUCUCCUGGUGGACAUCGAUGGCAAGAUCAAGGAGGAGGAGCGCUUGGCAUUGCGACAAGCCUUUGAGAAGCAUCUCAGCACCUUGGGCGCCAAAGUCUCGCGACUUUGCCGCUUUUGGGUGUCCACGCGCUUCGAUCCUCAUGGGAUGUUGAUCGUAUCCCCUGGCGCAACUCUUUGUGCUUGGCUACGGCAACGGGCCCUGGUGGCCUUGCAGUUCUGCCGCAAACGAAUGCUAGGUCUUGAAACAAAUUGGCGGGGUGUUUUCCAGUUGGACACCGCUGCAGUUGACGUGAUCCUGCAACUUUUGCCCCAGCAGGAGCAAAGCAAAGAUCAGGUCAAGGGACCGAAAGCAGCAGAAGUCUCACAGGAGGCAGCAGAAGAACUGGUACGAGGACUUCAGCAGAAGCUAUCCAGCUUAUGUCUUGUUUUAUACGACCGCCAGCGGCGCUUGCUGGCUUUGAAGUGGCGUCCCAACGCUUUCCUCCCACAGCCACAGACGGUGUUGAUGGGUUCUGCUCCGCACACUGUGAUCACGAGAGGUGAUGAGGCGCCGUUGUGUGUCCCCAAUGUGUUGUGUAUCUUGUCGCAAGUCUCGGCGCUGGCAGAGGGGCUGGCGCUUGAUUUGGAGAUGAAGGCCAGUUAG
Cladocopium goreaui is the source of this 4176-nucleotide messenger RNA. The record is from the annotation of a GenBank genome assembly. NCBI's taxonomy places the organism in Eukaryota, Dinophyceae, Suessiales, Symbiodiniaceae.